Molecule: messenger RNA, 777 nt
Organism: Lichtheimia ornata
Lineage: Eukaryota; Fungi; Mucoromycota; Mucoromycetes; Mucorales; Lichtheimiaceae
Exons: 5
Coding region: 1-777 (258 amino acids)
Cellular component (GO): cytoplasm; nucleus
Molecular function (GO): RNA binding
Source: RefSeq, a predicted model, not a curated record
AUGUCAGCAUUCUCCAACAACAUCUUUGAUCUUCUCAACGAGGAUGGCUAUAAGCCUGCCCCUGUUGCUGCUCCUGCAAAGGAAGCCAACAAGCCUACUACUGAAGCCAAGCCCGCCUCUAAUGACAAACGCGGCAAGUCCAAUGGUGCUGCUCGUGGUGGUCGUCGCAACGGUCGUCAACAAAACGGUCGUCAACAACGUGGCCGUCAAUUCGAUCGCCAUAGCGGUACCGGUAUUGCUGAUAGCGAGAAGAAGGAAAAGCAAGGUUGGGGUCAUCCUGAAACUGCCGAAGCUGAAGCUGCCAAGGAUACCAUCUCUCCCAAGGAUCCUGCUGCUGAAGAUGUUGCUGCUGCCGAAGCUGCCGAAGCUGAGGAGAAGGUUAAGACUUUGGAAGAAUAUCUUGCCGAGAAGGCCAACAAGUCCUUGAACGUUGCUCUUCCCGAAGCUCGUAAGGCUAACGAGGGUGCCGAUGACAAAAAGUGGGAGAACGCUGUUGCCUUUGUCAAGGAGGAAGAACCUGAAUACUUUGCUGUCAACAAGGAGAACAAGGCUGCCAAAAAGGCCGCUGACAAGCAACGUAAGGAAAAGGUUGUCGUUGAGAUUGAGCAACGCUUUGUCGAAAAGACUCGUGGUGGUAACCGUGGUGGCCGUGGUGGCGAACGUCGUGGUGGCGAACGUCGUGGACGUGGUAACGGUCGUCGUGGUCCCAAGUCUGCUGCUCCUGCUGUCAACAUCCAGGAUGCUGCUGCUUUCCCUUCUUUGGGUGCCACUGCUUAA